Choloepus didactylus (southern two-toed sloth) is the source of this 2347-nucleotide messenger RNA. It is a transcript of the gene BUD13, whose product is annotated as BUD13 homolog. Gene Ontology annotation, cellular component: RES complex; U2-type spliceosomal complex. Gene Ontology annotation, molecular function: RNA binding. Lineage: Eukaryota; Metazoa; Chordata; Mammalia; Pilosa; Megalonychidae. The coding region runs from base 32 to 2035 and encodes 667 amino acids. The record is from RefSeq and is a predicted model, not a curated record. Gene Ontology annotation, biological process: mRNA splicing, via spliceosome. The transcript is spliced from 10 exons.
GCCGAGCCGUCUCUUCGCCCUCGCCGCUGCCAUGGCGGCAGCUCCGCCGCUCUCCAAGGCCGAGUAUCUGAAGCGCUACUUGUCGGGGGCAAAUGCCGGCGUCGACGGGGACCCUGAAUCCAGUCGCAAGCGCCGCAAAAAGCGGCCGAAGACUGGCGGGGGUGGGGUCAAAGGAAUGCGAAUUGUGGAUGAUGAUGUGAGCUGGACAGCUAUCUCCACCACUAAACUGGAAAAGGAGGAAGAGGAAGAUGAUGGAGAUAUGCCUGUGGUGGCUGAGUUUGUGGAUGAGCGGCCGGAAGAGAUAAAGCAGAUGGAGGCUUUUCGUUCCAGUGCCAAAUGGAAGCUUCUAGGAGGCCAUAGUGAAAACCUACCCUCACAAAGGCAUUUUCAUCAUGAUACCCCAGAUUCUUCAUCUCCUACGAGAAUCCGUCAUGAUUCUUCAGAUCUAUCUCCCCCCAGAAGGGUCCGUCAUGAUUCUGCAGAUCCCUCCCCCCACAGGAGGGUCCGUCAUGAUUCUCCAGAUCCGUCUUCUCCCAGGAGGGUCCGUCAUGAUUCUCCAGAUCCAUCUCCUCCCAGGAGGAUUCGUCAUGAUUCUCCAGAUCCAUCUCCCCCGAGGAGGGUCCGUCAUGAUUCUCCAGAUCUGUCUCCUCCCAGGGGGGUCCGUCGUGACUCCUCAGAUGUUUUGCCACCCAGGAAGAUCCGUCAUGAUUCACCGGAUUCUUCUCCCCCCUGGAAGCCUCAUUGUAACUCGUCUCACAGGAAAGCCCGUCAUGACUCACCUGAUCCAUCACCCCCGACGAGGGUACAUCUUGACUCCCCAGAUGCUUCACCACCCAGAAGAGCCCAUAACAACUCCCCUGACACAUGUCAAUCCAGAAGGACUCUUGACUCCUUGGACACAUUGCAACCGAGGAGGAGGGCCCAACAUGACUCCUCUGAUUUGGUUCCUAAUGUCCCUCAUUCACUGUCCAGAACCAAAAGCAGUAAAGCCCCAGAAAGAGCCUCUAGCAAGUCUUCUCUGCACUGGAAGGAGCCAGGACCCUCUCAUUCUUCCUUCCCAAAGAAUAGCAAAUAUAAGUAUGAUUUGGACCUCUCUUCCCUACAAAAAAGGCAAGCAAAAUCCCAUGUUGGAAAUAAGAAGCAGCAUGAUUCUCCAGGCUCUUCCCCCAGUCAUAGGAAAUUUCAUGUAAGCUCUUCACCUACGAGACAUAGCCAGAAAGCCUCUGAUUCAGAUCUUUCUUCUCCACGACAUAAACCUGAACCAAGUCCGGGGCAUCAGGAUUCUGAUUCAGAUCUGUCACCUCCACGGAAUAGAUCCAGACAACAGAACUCUGAUUCUGACCUUUCUCCACCAAGGAGGAAACAGAGGACUGAAUCUUCUGAUUCUGAUCUGUCUCCACCUCGAAAGUGUCAGCCUCCUGGAAAGAAGGCUGCACACAUGUUUUCUGGGGCCAAAACUGGAUUGGUGUUAACUGACAUACAGCGAGAACAGCAGGAGCUCCAGAAACGGGACCAAGAAACCAUGAAGUUUGAAGCUGAAUUCCAAUAUGCUGAAACUGUAUUUCGAGACAAGUCUGGUCGUAAGAGGAACUUGAAAAUGGAGCGUUUAGAACAAAGGAGAAAAGCAGAGAAGGACUCAGAGAGAGAUGAGCUGUAUGCGCAGUGGGGAAAGGGGCUUGCCCAGAGCCGGCAACAGCAACAAAAUGUAGAGGAUGCAUUGAAGGAAAUGCAAAAACCUCUGGCCCGCUAUAUUGAUGAUGAAGACCUGGAUCGGAUGCUGAGAGAACAAGAAAGGGAGGGGGACCCCAUGGCCGACUUCAUCAAGAAGAAUAAGGCCAAGGAGAACAAGAACAAGAAAGUGAGACCUCGCUACAAUGGCCCAGCACCUCCUCCCAACAGAUUCAAUAUCUGGCCUGGAUAUCGCUGGGAUGGAGUUGACAGAUCCAAUGGAUUUGAACAGAAGCGCUUUGCCAGGCUUGCCAGCAAAAAGGCAGUAGAGGAACUUGCCUAUAAGUGGAGUGUUGAGGAUAUGUAACUUCUGAAGCUGUGGGGUAGCUGUGGGUUAUGAUGGUGGGAAUAGGACAGCCAGACAUCCAGCUGUUAACAGUCGUCUAUGCUAUUAAUUAGGGCCCACACGGACCAGCUACUUCAGUGCCAGUGUUGACCCAAGAAGAUUAUUUGGGACCUGAUGUUUGGACUGAGGCAUCUGUACUUUUCAGGUGUGCCAACACUGAUUGUGUUGGCUUUCAGAGGGAGCAUUGAUUUCUCAGUGCCCUGGGGUUUAUUCUUGAUUAGGAUUUUUCUCCUUUUUUAAUUAAAUAAACAUACGUUUAUUUUUUUAAAAUCA